AUGACGUUCCCCGACGAGUGGGGCGCCGGCGGCGGGGACGGCGGCCCGACCGAGUCGAAGCUCGUCCCGCUCUCGAUGCAGAGCAACGAGGCGCUCCUCAUCAAGACGCUGCUGGCGCGGAGCUGCCCGAGCGCAAGGCUGAGCCGCGUGCAGCGCGUGCAGAACAAGAAGCUGUGGUGCGAGUACGCCCACUACCGCGACGCGUCGCUCGUCCACACCUGCGCCGGCGGCGACGUCAACGAGAUGCUCCUCUUCCACGGCACGGCGGAGCGGGCGGCGGAGGAUGUGCUCGCACAUCAGAACGGGCUCGACCCGCGCUUCUCGAACGGCGGCUUUUACGGCCAGGGCAUCUACCUGGCGGAGGACCCGUCGUACCCGAUCGGCGGCCGGUACGCGCACCGCAUCUCCGGCUCGGGCGGGAGCCGCGUGCAGCUGCUCAUCGUGAAGGCUGCCCUCGGCUCGCAGCAGGAGAUGGGGCAGCGCAUCAGCGCGGAGACGAGGGCGAUGCGCAUGCCGGACGUGCGCGUCGAGGGCCCUCCCCGACUGCUCUACGACAGCGUGCGCGGCGGGCCGCACCGCCCAUUAGUCUCCGGCGGAGGCGAGAACGG
Emiliania huxleyi CCMP1516 is the source of this 608-nucleotide messenger RNA. RefSeq lists its product as hypothetical. Lineage: Eukaryota; Haptophyta; Isochrysidales; Noelaerhabdaceae. The record is from RefSeq and is a predicted model, not a curated record. The transcript has a single exon. The annotation marks the transcript as partial. Gene Ontology annotation, molecular function: NAD+ poly-ADP-ribosyltransferase activity.